Molecule: messenger RNA, 1487 nt
Organism: Ctenocephalides felis (cat flea)
Lineage: Eukaryota; Metazoa; Arthropoda; Insecta; Siphonaptera; Pulicidae
Product: serine/threonine-protein kinase 32B
Exons: 10
Coding region: 87-1487 (466 amino acids)
Biological process (GO): G protein-coupled receptor signaling pathway; protein phosphorylation; regulation of signal transduction
Molecular function (GO): G protein-coupled receptor kinase activity; G protein-coupled receptor binding; ATP binding
Source: RefSeq, a predicted model, not a curated record
CAACCAGUUAUUUUUUUGUUAUCAGUGUAUUCGAAUUCCUUUUCAACAUUUCCAACCGACUACGCUGAUGUUUCCAGAUCCAACCAAUGAAUUUUGACCACUUCCAAAUUCUUAGAGCUAUUGGAAAGGGUAGCUUCGGCAAGGUCUGCAUAGUACAGAAGCGGGAUACGGGGCAGCUGUUUGCCAUGAAAUACGUUGGAAGGGGCGCAUGCGGAGCUCGCGGUGCCCUCGGGGGCGUAUGUAGAGAGGUGCAAAUUUUGAGCACCUUGGAGCACCCGUUUUUGGUCAAUCUUUGGUUUUCUUUUCAAGAUGAAGAAGAUCUCUUCAUGGUUAGCGAUUUACUAGUCGGGGGUGACCUAAGAUAUCAUCUUCAACAGCAGGUGGUGUUUACAGAAGAAUCCGUAACUCUGACAUUAUGCGAAAUGGGAUGCGCUCUGGAUUAUCUGCAAGGCAAGGGCAUUCUGCACAGGGACUUGAAACCGGAUAAUAUACUUCUAGACGAAGAUGGUCAUGCCCAUUUGACGGACUUCAAUAUUGCGACGUCCUUGCAAAAGGAUGAAUUAGCGAUUAGUAUGUCCGGUACCAAACCUUAUAUGGCACCUGAGAUAUUUGCUUGCGCAGCCGGAGAUUGCAUUGGGUACAGCUAUCCUGUAGACUGGUGGUCAUUAGGAGUAGUUUGUUACGAGCUGCUGAGUGGUUUCAGGCCUUUUGACAUCCAUUCCGUUGACUCCGUGGCUGAAGUUCGCGCGACUCUAAGCAACAAAGUGCGAUAUUCGCAGCAAUGGUCUCUAGAAAUAGUUGAAGUUUUAGCAAAGCUGUUAUGUCACGAUCCAAGCAAAAGGGUAUCUAAUUUGCAACGACUUCGAAAAUUAAAUCUUGUCCGCGGAAUAGAUAUGGACCUGGUUUUACAAAAGAAAAUUAAACCGGCUUAUAGUCCUCCAAGAGACCAUCUGAACUGUGAUCCAACAUUUGAAUUAGAAGAGAUGAUACUAGAGACAAAGCCGCUGCACAAAAAGAAAAAGAGGCUGGCAAAACAACGAUCUGUUAAGGAGUCGCUGAGGAGUAUAGAUGUGGAUUGUGAUGGACCUACUGGAAAAGAGCUCGAUUUGCCCGAAUUCCUCGUAUACAACCGUUGUCAGGAAUUAAAGAGGCGCGAGCGCGAAUCUCGAGAAAAGGCUUGGGAGCGGGAACUGCUCCAAGCAAUGGAGGCAUCAGAUCAAGAGGGGCAGCAGCUGAGACCCGACGACGCAGUAGGCAACGGGCACAAGCGUCCUGGUCGAAGGAAACACGAAAUACAGAAGGAGAAGUUAACCCUGGUUACUGAUGUUGGAAUUAUUCGAGAAUGCGACAACGAAACCAAUUUUGAAAGUACAACGAAUGAUUCUUCAAUCUAUGAUAAUAAGAAAACAAGUGACAAUGUUCUUCUCAAACCAGAAGAUAAAUCCAUUAGUUUAGAUUUUAUAGAUAGAACGCCUUCCCCUGUUUGA